UACUAUUCCCCCCCGGGUUUCAUUCGUCUCUAUCUCUCAAUCCCUCGCCGGUCUCCCACGCUGACCAUCGCCCCCCAUCUCGCCAAAUCUCCACGAACCUUUCCAAAACUUUCGAUUCGACCCUGCUCUUCCCCCAUCGAUCUUCAUCAAUUCGCCGAUCGCAAUCGCAAUCCCGUCGUUGUCGUCGUCGUCGUCGUCGGAGUUUCUGAUUUCGAUACUUGGAUUGAUUUCCGUGGGGGGGUGUGGGGGAAUCGGAUCGGAUUUCGGGAGAAUGUACGUGAAGGCUGUGCCGCCGACGGAUCUGAACCGGAACACGGAGUGGUUCACGUACCCCGGGGUGUGGACGACGUACAUCCUCAUCGUGUUCAUCUCCUGGCUCAUCGUCCUCUCCCUCUUCAGCUGCUCCCCCGGGAUGGCCUGGACCAUCGUCAACCUCUCCCACUUCCUCGUAACUUAUCAUUUCUUUCAUUGGAAGAAGGGCACGCCAUUUUCUGAUGACCAGGGAAUCUACAAUGCUUUGACUUGGUGGGAACAGAUAGACAAUGGCAAGCAACUCACUCGGAAUAGGAAGUUUUUGACUGUCGUUCCUGUGGUGCUGUAUCUCAUAGCCUCACACACAACAGACUAUAAGAACCCGAUGCUCUUCCUUAACACUUUGGCGGUAUUUGUAUUGGUGGUGGCAAAGUUUCCCAAUAUGCACAAGGUACGCAUAUUCGGAAUAAAUGCUGAUCACUAACUGGAGGCUUCCUGGGUGGAUUAUUUUGGGAUGUAUGAGCCAAUGGUGACGUUGCUGUGCCGUGCCAGAGCUGAGAACCGGAAGAUGUAUCUUUUCCCCCUUUGCUUUUAAGGAUUUUAUGUAUGAUGCUUCUAGUUACACAUCAAACAGAAAAAGUAUAUUCUUAUUAGCCCGGAUCCCUAGGAUGAAUGUCUUCUUUCAGUUAAAGACAGAUUAGGUGAAGCUUGUUGCUUUGCUAUUUUGCUCCCCUACCAUGGGGAUCCUUUUUGUCUUCAUAUAGCUUAAUGAUGAUUUUUGUUCUAUAA
Syzygium oleosum is the source of this 1041-nucleotide messenger RNA. RefSeq lists its product as uncharacterized. The coding region runs from base 272 to 736 and encodes 154 amino acids. The transcript has 3 exons. Gene Ontology annotation, biological process: intracellular sphingolipid homeostasis; ceramide metabolic process; negative regulation of ceramide biosynthetic process. Gene Ontology annotation, cellular component: endoplasmic reticulum membrane. NCBI's taxonomy places the organism in Eukaryota, Viridiplantae, Streptophyta, Magnoliopsida, Myrtales, Myrtaceae. The record is from RefSeq and is a predicted model, not a curated record.